This is a messenger RNA of Manihot esculenta (cassava), 2965 nucleotides long. RefSeq lists its product as uncharacterized. The transcript has 9 exons. The record is from RefSeq and is a predicted model, not a curated record. Bases 309 to 2357 code for a protein of 682 amino acids. NCBI's taxonomy places the organism in Eukaryota, Viridiplantae, Streptophyta, Magnoliopsida, Malpighiales, Euphorbiaceae. Gene Ontology annotation, biological process: GPI anchor biosynthetic process. Gene Ontology annotation, cellular component: membrane.
UCAGCAGUUGUAGCCUCCACAGCAAGCCUGUUCCAGCAAUGGCAGCGAUUUUUCUGCUGGUAACUUCUCUCAGCUAUAAAUAAUUUGUUCAUGCUUUUCUUUAUAAUUUGUCCAUCCGAAGUGUCAGUUCCUAUAUCUUCUACGGAGCUAGGGUUUUGUUGUGAACAGUUUGUUUGAAUCUGAAUUGCGACUGCAGAAGCAAUUUCGAGUCUGCAGUGAAUUAAAGAUGAUUGUGGAGGAUUAUUUCGAGGCCAUUUGCUAGGAAUCUACUGGAAUUAUGAGGUGAAUCUAACCAAAAGGGAAGAAAAAUGAGAACGAAGUGUAGGAUUUGGUGGCCAAAGUACCUUGCUUCAAGUGAACUCUCUUCUAGUCAUUUCUUGUUUGGUUGGUUCAUCUCUUGCUCUUCAGCUUCUAUUGAUAUCGUGGUAGCUUUCACUUGCAAUGACGUCUCGUUUUUCCAUUGGCAAUCUGGUAUCAAGGAGAUCCUCUGUGAUACAAAUGAGAACAUGCCUAUAUUGCUACAGGAGAAAUCAAUGUUUUCUUUGCUAGGUCAGGGUGCUGCAUACCUCGGUGGGGAUGGAAAAUUAUUGAAUGUUGGGCUGGAAGAAGAUAAUUGGAGAAAGCCCUCCAAGAAUAGCAUCUUGUCAACAGCAAACAGGCAGGAUGUAUUCAUAGAAAAUUAUGGAGGGAGGAGCUGCACAUGCCAUAAAAUUGACGAAUUAGUUGAACAAAGUUGUGAAGCUUCUGCUGAAGGCAGUUGCUGGAUCAAUCUGGUUUAUGAUUCUGGUGAACAAUAUGGUAGAGAUAUUUGUUGGCUUCCAAAAUUGCAUCACAUUCACUGGAAUGGGCAAGUAGUACCGCAAUUCAAUGUACACGUGAUAGUUUAUGAAACUCCUGUGUAUGGUAUGCACCAUUUCUCACUAAGUUCUUGGAUUUCUUCUGAGCAAGUGAAGGGUCCUCUGAAGAAACCCGAGUGGGUUGAUGAACUUGACAGGAGCCAGCCUCUAUUUGACUUGGAUACAAUCAUUUUGGCAAUCAACAGUGCUGCUGCUGCUAAAGCAGUGAUUGAGAAACGCAUGAACUCUAAGAGAUCUUAUGCUGGUUUUUCCAUUAUUCACGUGUGUCUUGCUUUCAUGUGGCAUGUAUUGGCUAUUUCUGUGGCGUCAAUUUCCACUCUAUUCUAUAUCACUAUUCAGUUGUUGUAUAGGUUUUCAAGUUUUGGAUCCAAAACACAGGUGUUCAUCUCAUUAGCAGGGAUAUUCAGCACUACGUGGACAAAUAGCCGAAUCCGUUUUUGUCAGAUCUUAUAUUGGCCUAUUUUUCUUCAAGACAAUGGCCUUAGGUAUCGAUCAUGUGUGGAAUAUGCAGAGAAAGCUGCAUUACUUAGGCAUUCUAUGUGGUCAAGUUUUGCUGUUGAUCUGCUUUUUGGAAACUUGCUAGGCCUGCUGCUGUUAUAUAAUGCUGACUCUGCUUGCUUAUGGGUUUCAACCUUUGCCAGUGACAUUACGAAUGAAUUGUUACGUUCAGGUUGUGUGUGGUUGAUGGGAGUGCCAGCAGGUUUCAAAUUGAAUACAGAGCUUGCCGGAGUUCUUGGCAUGGUUUCUCUUAACGUGAUACAAAUUUGGUCUACCCUCUGGAUCUUUGUCGGUUUCCUUUUUAUUUAUUUCAUCAAAGGACUUGCUCUACUGGGAAUUCUUUUUGGGGCUACUAUUCUCGCUGCUUUGAUCAUAGACAUGGUUGCACUGGCAACAUUACAUGUGUCAUCACUUCACUUUGCAAUGUCCCUCUUGUAUUCACAGCAGAUCCAGGCAUUAGCUGCUCUGUGGCGACUUUUCAGGGGUCGGAAGUGGAAUCCUCUUCGCCAGAGAUUAGAUAGCUAUAACUACACUGUAAAGCAGCACGUAGUUGGAUCCCUUCUGUUUACACCCCUUUUACUGUUGUUGCCAACAACUUCUGUUUUCUAUAUUUUCUUCACCAUUUUGAACACGGCCAUCACCUUUAUUUGUGUGUUGAUUGAAAUUACCAUAUCAAUGAUUCAUGGUACACCUUAUAUUAAAAUUUUACUUAGGUUGUUGAGGCAGAGAAGGUUUCCCUCUGGGAUAUGGUUUGAAAUUGUAUCUUGUCAUGGUAGUUAUCAGGAGUUUUCAUGUCUUCAUGGAGUCGGUUCAUCUUCUGAGAAUUCACAGCAAAAGGAUGCAGGCAAAGAGAGAUCUGGUUUUCUGGUCUCAAUUCUCCAUAGCAACUUCUUGAACAUAGAUAUAUAUCACAGGACAAGUAGUCUUGCCUCACUACAAGAAGAUUUUCUCUGGGGUUUCUGGUUUCGUCACCACAUCAGCUUAUGGAGCUCUUACCGGUAAAAAAACUGCAUCUACUUUGGGGACUGGCCUGCCUUCAGCAAUGCCAUGGAUGGUUAUCCCAAGCAGAGAAUAUUGGUGCCUCUGUUACAAUGCGAUUCUUGCAUGCAUGUCCCAACCUGACUCACACCCAUUGAUUUAAUUCUUCCGAACUCUUUUUUUUUUUUUUAAAUUACAUAUUUUUUACUGCAUCAGAAAGUUCUACAGACCUAUCUCUCAUGGCAGAUGAGUUCUGAUGGGUUGUUAUUGGUCUACGCAGAUGUUUUCAGGCUGUAAACACCUUGGCUUGUCUAUUUGAUUGUUUGUUGAACCAGCCAAAAUUUUCUUGUAGCCAAAACAGAAUUAGAGAACCCUUCUUUCGAUCUUGCCUUUUUUGCCACCCAUUUCAGUAGCAGAAUUAGAAAUUACCAUGGAAAAAAAAUUACAGUAGGCAUUUUUUAGCUCUUUAUGAAUUUAUUACCUGAAUUGUAGGCAAAGAUUAGAUGAAUUAUACAGUGGCUCAUCUUGGAAGGCUGGCUUUACCUUGUAGUAUCUGCAAAUUACCAAUUGUUUGUCUGAUUCUGAAUUGUUUUAAAGGAAAAGAGGAGUAAAUUUUGAAUUUACUUUAUUAA